UUGUAAACAAAAAGAUACAACUGUAACUUUAAAAUGGAUUUUUAAUUAAUAUUCUCAAAGUCCAAGGUUCUUAAUGUAAUUAUUUAAUUUAAUAAUUAUGUUUUGUGAUGCAGUUAACUACAAAACACUAAAAAUGUCAGAGGUAGUGAAAAUGAAACAGGGCAUGUCGUAUUCUUCAAAAGAAAAAACAAUAAUAAUGAAUGUUUUUAAAUAUUUUCGACUGAAUUAUCCAGAUUUGUGUGUUACUGAAGUUGUUAGACGAACAGCUAAAGCCACAGGGUGCAGUGAAAAAAGUAUUUUUCAAUUUCGUAAAGAGGAAGCAAGUCCCAGGGGAUUUAAAGAACCUUCAAAAACAAAGACUCGAAAAAAUAUAAAUAUAAACAGUCGUGACAUAAAAUACGGAGAACAAAUUCGUCAGUCUAUUCGCAAUAUAAUUUACGAUUUAAAACAUCAAAACAUAGUGCCUUCGUUAAGUACAAUUUUGAGGAAGGUAAAUGCAGAUGCUCAAUUACCUAAUUUUUCAUUAAUGACGCUGAGAAGACUUAUGUUUGAUAUGGGAUUUUAUUAUGAAAAGAAUGGCAAUAGGGCAGUUCUAACAGAGAAACCACUAUUAAAGAAUGAAACCAAAUCACAAAGUGGUUGUUUUUCUAAAUCAAGCAAUAAUAACAACAAUGCUAGUGUUAGUGAUUAUAAACAAGAAAUUGCCAAUGUGCCGCCUUUCUCUGUCAAUUCAGGAUUUUUGGACCAUCAGCAAAAUAAUUGCAAUUUAAUGACUUCACUAUAUAUGACACCGUCCACCGGAUUUAUGGUCCCUCCACCUCCAUCUACCCCUGCACCUCAUAGUAUGCCAAUGAUGUUAACUCAUAGACGAGACCUAACACCUAUAGUUCCCCAUCAUAAUUUAGUUCCACCUAAUUCUAGUGAGAAUUAUACAAAACAGAGUGUUACCAGUUGGGGUCCUCCAGUUAUGGAGCAAUAAAGUUUGCAAAAAUAGAUUAUCCUGCAACCAAAUUUAGGGCUGUUUGUUGUCCUAAAUGAAUAUGAUCCUAUAUAUCUUCUGUUGUUAAAAUUAACUUCAGCAAUAUUUGUAUAAAUAAGAUUAUUAAUUGAAAUC
Agrilus planipennis (emerald ash borer) is the source of this 1114-nucleotide messenger RNA. RefSeq lists its product as uncharacterized. Bases 98 to 979 code for a protein of 293 amino acids. The transcript has a single exon. The record is from RefSeq and is a predicted model, not a curated record. NCBI's taxonomy places the organism in Eukaryota, Metazoa, Arthropoda, Insecta, Coleoptera, Buprestidae.